Messenger RNA from Vicia villosa (hairy vetch), 969 nucleotides. RefSeq lists its product as uncharacterized. The transcript is spliced from 2 exons. The coding region runs from base 1 to 969 and encodes 322 amino acids. The record is from RefSeq and is a predicted model, not a curated record. Lineage: Eukaryota; Viridiplantae; Streptophyta; Magnoliopsida; Fabales; Fabaceae.
AUGAAGAAGAAUCCUGUUCCUACCUUACUUGGGGACACUUAUUACUCUAUUCACUUCAGAAAUUCCUAUGGAAAGGGAAUGGUUACCUGUUGUACUCCUUUGCUAUACAAGUGGUACAUAUCUCAUCUUCCUGACACCUCUGAAUUCUGGAGCCAGAAAGAAGGAUUGAAAUGGUCACACAAGAUCAUGACCCUUACCAACACUGAGAUUGUUUGGACAAACAAUCACUUUUGUAGAAUGAAGACUUUGGACUACUGUGGUGAUUUCCCUAAUGUGCCCCUCAAUAGUACAAAAGGAGAAAUCAGCUAUAGCCCCGUGUUAGCUCGUCGUCAAUUUGGGUUUCCUAUGGACAAAAGACCAAGGAGAAAUUUUUUGGACGGGUUCUUUCUGGAAGAAAGAAUUGAGAACAAAGAGUUUAGAGAGAGGAUUUCUAAUGCUUGGCGUCCAAGCCAUAGAAACGAAAUCCAAGAUUGGAAGACCAAAGGGAAUCUCUCUCCUGAGCCCUUUGAUAGUUGGGUAACUGCCAGAGUUGCUGAAAUGAGAAUGCCUAUGCUCCCUGGAACAUCUGCACCCCCAAUUGAGGAGUAUGUUCCACCCAUUGUAGUUCCUUCAAAAAUUGAAAGUCUCCAAGAAUCUCUAAGAAAGAUGAAGAAAUCAAGAGACCAUUGGAAGAAGAAGUUUGAGUUGUCUGAUGCUGAAAUAGGAAUGUUGGAAGAAUCCUAUGAAGAAAUGCUAAAAGAAAAGAAUGAUCAACUGUUCCUUCAAGACACUCGGCUCAUAGCUAAGGACGCUACUAUUUCCAAAGAUACCCGUGGAUGUGCACUAGUAAAAGCAGGGAUUCAGAGUCUCAUGGAUCGAGGACUUAUACAGAUUCUUCGAGAUAGAAAUGAGAAUAAUGUCAACAUGAUUGGGGAAUGUUCGACUGUGAAGUAUGUACCCGAUGUUCGCAGCGUGGAUCCUUACGAAUGA